GAUGAGGGGGGGCAGGCAGAUACCUGAUGACAGCCAAGUGAACCUCUCCACUAGCAGCCCGUGUCCUGAAUCAACACACCGGUGUAAAUACUAUCGUAACGUUUACUAUUUGCGGGAGGCACGUUUUUUUUUUGUUGCAACUUUGAGACUAUCAGUCGAUCGGUAAAGUAGGUCGACGUCGUCUUCGGUACUGGUGCCAAACUGAGUGAGCACUGUUGCUUCGAAUUUUAGCAUAAGUAACGUUGACGACGUUAGCUAUAAAUGUGAGGUAUGUAGCAAGCAAAAGCUAGGUAACCUCUGUUUACGGUCGAUUAGCCCGUCGCUCUAGUCUGUCACGUUACUGACAAAACACCAGGUGGCCAGGCACUUGGCGAAGAUGGGUGACAUAGACCCAUCGUCAUCCCAUCCAUAUCAGUCCGAGGGGUUUAGUCCGCCAUACGGGAGGAGGAGGACGGUGGAGGAUUUUAACAAGUUUUGCACCUUCGUCUUGGCUUAUGCCGGUUACAUCCCGUACCCCCAAGAGGACUCAUCACUGCGCAGUAGUUCCAGUCCUCCCAACAGUACAGGUAGCACAGCAGACAGUGAUGGCUGGACCCCGGGACCCUCAACAUCCUCCAAGGCACCCCAGGACGUGAGCAGGAAACGUCUACUUCCAGGAUCCAGCCACAGCAAGAAAGAUCAAACAAUCACCACCCUGCACCCAGAUGACCGCAGGAAAGCUGAUAAGUUGAAGAAGAAGAAGAAAAGGAGAAAGGAGAGGGAUCAUGCGGCUGGUGAAGAAUGUGGGAUUCAGCAGGCCAUGCCGACAGUCCCAGAGCCGCCGUACCCCGUCUCGUUUGGGGGCCGAAUGAUCAAAGAAGAGCCUGAAGAUGAUGUCAGCAUUCCUCUUCACCCCAAGAUUCUGCCCAGCCCGGCCCACUGCAAGGAGGAGCCCAAUGAGGAGUGUCAAAACUGGGGUGGUCAAGAUCUUGAAGAAGGGGUAGUACAGGUACAGAAGGUGGAGGGCCUUUCAGGAAACCGAAAGGUGUUCCGCCAGGGAAAACAGGUGGUGUUCAGAGACGAAGAUGGAUCAGGAGAGGAUGAGGACAUCAUGGUCGACUCCGACGACGACUCGUGGGACCUGGUGACGUGUUUCUGCAUGAAGCCAUUUGCGGGCCGCGCCAUGAUCGAGUGUAACCAGUGUAACACCUGGAUCCACCUGUCGUGCGCCAAGAUCCGCAAGAGCCACGUGCCAGAGACGUAUGUAUGCCAGAGCUGCCGAGAGUCGCGCGGAACCCUCGAUGCCCGCCGCUCUCAUCGCUCUCGCAUGGGCCCACGUAAGCAUCUGCUCGACUGACCCUAGGCCCAACCACCAACUCUGACCCCUUCCCACUCGCUGGACAGACCGUUGAAUUUGAGUCUCGCACCCUUCCGGGUCUGUACUUCACGAUCAGCCAUUAACGUUUUUUCUAUGAACACUUUGGUGGACCUUACCCGAGCCCUUAUCCCGUUUGAAAACCGUUGGUCAUUUUAGAUUUUCUACGGUUUGCUCCUGCUUCCCUACAGACUCUGUGCGUAAGGCAAUCACUGUCGCUCUGUGGAUGAUAUUGGCUUAGCAGCAAACGGCUGCUGUUGGGACUUGGUGACUCGUGAACACUGGAAAAAUUUGAACUGCCAUAUAUAGAGAAUACCCUCACUACUGCCAACCACUAUGGUGCAUGAUGGGAUUUGUGGAAAAAAACUAUUUGCACUUUUCUCACUUUUUCCCCCUUAAGAGAACCCACAUGACCUUUCUGUCAUAGGGACUAGUUUGUCUAUCUGAUUCAACGGGAUUUGAUUUCUCCUACAGGCUUCUUGCUACAAAGUUAACUGUUGAAAUGAGAAAACAAAAUAACCCAUGUGUUAGUUGCUUCAGAUGGUGCUAUAGUAUUAGGCUGAGGUAUAAUCCAAUAGAGCAAAGGGGGGGUAAAGGACUGGAGUCUGUAUCCAGUUGAUAUGUUUGUUGUCCUGUUUUGUUAUUUAAGGCAUUGUGAAAGAAUAUAUUUGAGGCUGUCUCCUUCCCUUCUACUCGCAGACUGUCUUCCUGCCUUGGCUACUACGCUGAACUCAAAAUGUUUCCACACAUAAGCUUUCCCACAAUAUGCUUUUCAAAUUGUGUAAACAGUGUUCCUAUUUCACAAAAAAAACCUUUUUUUUCUGAAUUAAAAGUUAAUUCACAGAUAUAAAAAAAAAAAGCCAGAUGACCGUUUACAGUAAAGGUGUUGUCUUUUUUUCUGUGUUCGGUGUUUUUGUUACAUUUUUUCCAUACAUAGUUUUAUUUUCAAGUAACCCCUGCUUUCAACUGCUCAUGCUCAUUACAACGUUUUCAGAGAAGUAUAUUUAUAGAAGGGAACUCUAUGACUGUCCUGUUUAAGUAUUAACAGAAAUAUAUAUAUAUAUAUAUAUAUAAACUGGAAAAUUGUGUGUGGAAAGAAUCACUCAAAAGCCCAGUUAAAUUUGCGCAUGCGAGUGUGUUGGUUUGAAUGGUCGAUAAUGUGUGAGGGUGUUAGCGAUGCAUCUGCUGCUGUGGCCCAAGGAAGCCUGAUGCUUUUUGCUCCUCAAAAUUGAUAUUUACACAGCACCAUCAGUGGUUUUGCUUUGUCUUCAAAGGGUCAGAACAGAAGAACAUUACUCAUUCUGUUAUCACUGCUCACUAAUGCUUUCAGUAUUCAGUCACUUCCAAAUUCAGCAGGUUGAUGAAAAAGUUUUGUUUUUGUUAGUACUUGCUGGAAAAUGGAUUUUAAGCUUUUGUUAUUCAUGUGCCAUCUGCUGUUGUUUCUGAUUAUAUAAAAGCCAUACUGUAGUGACAGAUUUUAGACUCUGAACCUUUUUAUAUUGGUCCAGGAUGGGAGUUUCAAUGACCUGACUGGGAUGAACACUUGUUUUAUAAAAAAAAAACAUAACAAUUUAAAGAGUUCAAAGUGGUCAAGCUCAUCUCUGCUCUUGUCUUCUGGGUUUUAUAUAUGUUGGUUAACUACUUUGUACCCAGCAAUUGCCAGAUCUUAAAGAACAUCAGGUUGUGAUGUUUUUAAGACGUUUCAAGACCUAAAAUUAUUUGCUGUUGCUCAGGACGUUCAGGACGCGAUGAGAGCCUGAGGAGACGUCUUCAGGCACAAAUGUGUAAUUUUAGUCUGCGUCUUUAAGACAUCAGUUUGAUAAAUGUUACCGUUGCUUAUUGUGAUACAGCUAGUCAAUUCUGAUCUUGGGUUAUCCUGUCCCCCUUUUGAGAAAGCGUUGUCUGUACUGUAAUGCAAACUGUUUCUGUGAAACUAUUGUAAACUAUUGUAAAUAAAGAGUUACCA
Messenger RNA from Pungitius pungitius (ninespine stickleback), 3320 nucleotides. It is a transcript of the gene phf13, whose product is annotated as PHD finger protein 13. The transcript is spliced from 5 exons. Bases 377 to 1336 code for a protein of 319 amino acids. Gene Ontology annotation, biological process: mitotic chromosome condensation. Gene Ontology annotation, molecular function: chromatin binding. The record is from RefSeq and is a predicted model, not a curated record. Gene Ontology annotation, cellular component: nucleus. NCBI's taxonomy places the organism in Eukaryota, Metazoa, Chordata, Actinopteri, Perciformes, Gasterosteidae.